AUCCGUCCAUCCAUCCCCCACCACUCUGAGCUCUCUCCUUCCUCCUGAGUGGAUUUUUUCGGGGCAGUGCACAUAGACCCACCACCCCCCCCUCUUUCCUCUCGGACAGCUUUGCUCCACCAGUUCCGCACUGUGCCGGCCUGGAGAGGAGUAAGGGAGCGGAAAGAGGAGCGAGAAGAGAGGAUUUGGUGAACCGAGGAGAGACAGACAGGGGAGAGGGACCAUGGCUGCUCUCUCUGCCUUGCUGAAGACCUGGGUAAUACUGCAGACCUUGUGCCUGGCUCUGGCCCAAGUGAGGGGUCCACCUGGACCUCAGGGCCAGCCCGGUCCACCAGGCCCCUCUGGCACCCCUGGGUCAGACGGCAUUGAUGGAGAUAAAGGACCUCCUGGGCCCCCUGGUCCACCAGGACAAAAAGGAGAGCCAGGAGAGCCAGGUCCUGAUGGAGCACCAGGAGAGAACGGCAUUGAUGGUUUGAUUGGAGCAAAGGGUGAUCGAGGUCCUAUUGGGAGCCCUGGCCCUAAGGGUCAACCUGGACCAAGUGGUGAACCUGGACCUCCUGGACCCGGCCUUCCAGGACUGGCUGGCGCUCCAGGACCAAUUGGUCUUCCAGGUGAAAUUGGACAGAAUGGACCAAAGGGUGUCAUGGGACCACCUGGAGCUCCAGGACUUCCUGGACCUCCUGGCAAGCCAGGACCCCCAGGGAAGUUUAUUGGUGGAGAAGAAGGCAGUGCAGACUUCCAGUGUCCUCUUAACUGUCCAGCAGGACCUAAAGGCCCCCAGGGACUGCAGGGAGUCAAGGGACACAAAGGACGUGCUGGUGUUCUCGGAGAUCCUGGCAGCAUUGGAAAAUCGGGUCCCAGGGGAGAAGUGGGCAUCUCUGGGGAGCAGGGUAUCCCAGGACCUCCGGGUCCGAUGGGUCUGAGGGGUUAUCCAGGAAUGAUGGGGCCUAAAGGGGAAGCAGGACCUCGUGGUUACAAGGGCAUCAACGGACCUGUAGGAAUCCCUGGGCCUCCUGGUGAGGAGGGACCUCAGGGACCACCCGGAGAGGCAGGAGACAAGGGAGACAAAGGCAACCGAGGCAUCCAGGGCCCACAGGGCGCGGUUGGCAAAAAAGGAGAGAAUGGUCUGCCGGGUAUUGAUGGGAAAGAUGGCACACCUGGUAUUCCUGGAAUCAAGGGCGGCCCUGGCCAGGCUGGGAUGCCCGGUGCUCCUGGUCCUCAAGGAGCGGCGGGAUUGCCUGGCAGUCCUGGGACAAAGGGAGGACCUGGAGACAAGGGCGAGACUGGACCUAGGGGCCACGUUGGCAUGCCUGGUGCCGCUGGACCUCUGGGUGAGCCUGGUGUUCCUGGUGAGGCUGGUAUGGAAGGAGUUCCUGGACCCAAGGGUGACAGAGGCCAGCGGGGAGAAGCCGGGCCACAGGGUGUAGUCGGCAAGCCUGGAAACAAAGGAGAGAGAGGACCAAUUGGUGUUCCGGGAGCCCAGGGUCUUAGUGGAACCAAGGGAGACAAGGGCUUCCAAGGAAAAGUUGGCUCAAAGGGAGACAUCGGUGACCCCGGUGUUGAGGGAUUGGCUGGCGAGAAAGGUGAAAAGGGUUUGUCUGGUGAACCCGGGCCCAAAGGACAGCAAGGAAUUAGGGGUGACACCGGGCACAAUGGACCCACUGGAGACCCCGGUAAACCUGGAGACCCAGGACCACCAGGACUGCCCGGUCCUAGGGGACUCAACGGAGAGCGAGGAGUUCCCGGCAUGCCAGGCAUUCAGGGAUCAGCGGGACGCGAUGCAUCUGACCAGCAUAUUGUUGAAGUGGUACUGAAGAUGUUGCAGGAGAGGCUGGCAGCGGUGGCGGUGAGCGCCAAGAGGGCUGUGCUUGGUGGGGCAGGUGUAAUGGGUCCUCCCGGGCCUCCUGGACCUCCGGGUUCACCUGGUCCUCAGGGGCCACAUGGCUUACCUGGUGCCCGCGGUAUUCCUGGCAUUAUUGGAGCACCUGGACAGAUUGGAAACACAGGACUUAAAGGAAAGAGAGGGCCAAAGGGAGAUAGAGGAGAUCCCGGUAAACCCCAUCCAGGACCACCAGGACCCCCGGGAAUACCAGGUCCUCCUGGUGUCGACGGUGUGGCUCGGGACGGCAGGCACGGCGAGAGAGGACCUCAGGGAUCCCCCGGAGAGGCCGGUUACCCCGGUAAGGCAGGGUCGGCAGGCCUCCCAGGCUUUUGCGAGGCGGCCAUGUGUCUCGCUGCGUCAGCGUACACCUCCCCAAGACUACAGGAGGCGGGAAGAAUUAAAGGACCCAAUGUUUAGAGAGCCGUUUCUCCACGACAACAACUGGGAGAGAGCGGGAGAGAGAGAGAGAGAGAGAGAAGAAGAGAGAAGGAGACAACUCUUCUCAGUAGGACAACAUCAAGAAUGAGGGGUGGGGGACAAUAAUAGUGACUGGGUGUAUAUAGCGCCCCCUCCUGAAACUGACAACCUGAAGUUUUGACUUGUGGGAUAUACUCUUGAUCUUAUUCCCCCCCACAUCACCAUGACAACAGCAGCUCACAGCCACCCACGUCCUCCUGAAUUCUCUAGUGUUUUUGGAUGAUGUCAGUGUCAGUCCCAUCCAAAUAUCCCAGCCCUGUUCCAGCAGUGGAAGAGGAACAGAUUUACAUUGCGUCUCCCUGUCUCCCACCACCACAGUAUCUAUGAGAGGAGCUGAAAACCAAGUGUGGUGAAAGGUGCUUUUUCUUUAAUUACACCAUGGUCACUUUAAAUGGUUUUACAUAUGCAAUAUUUUGUUUGAGACAAAGUUCUUUUUUUAAGCCCUGCCUCUCUUGAGACAUCCUACCUGAUGCCUUAAAAGUGUACAAAAAGGACCAAUAAAUGAUUGAAGCCUAAAUUUACUCUCAGUCCUGUACUGUAUUGUAAAAUGUAGUUUUUUUUUUCCAUCUGUAAUCUUGAGUGAAAUCCCCAAUUUACCUCAUGUGUACAUUGCCCCCCUUCCUUGCCCUCCCUCCCGUUCCCCGCUUUCUACCCAAGUCUCAUUUUAGAAACUAACGACUAGCUUUAUCUCUUCCUCUUGUUGCCUGGCAACAGCAUAUCCCGAUGGGCACUCCCAUCUCCCACAAUGCAGUGCUGUAAAUCUUUGUAAAUGUGUGUUGAUUAUUAUGUAGAGAAAAAGAAAUGGGUUACGAUAUGCACCAACAAAAAUCCUGUGUUAAUGAAUUCAGUGAGUAAUAAAAAGUUCCUACAGAUAUAACGACUUUUUCUCAAAACGAAUCAGUCCGAAUGUGCUUCCUAUGCCACUGUCAACUUUCCACAGGGUGUCAGCGAUUUAAUGACUGAUUUAUUUUCAUCUACAGAAAUUAUUUAUUGUUCUUUAUAUAAUCAUCUGUAAAGAGGGUUUUAUCUCUGGCUGUGCAGGUCAACCCAAACCAAAUAAAGAGGAACCUUUUGUAAAAUGUAAUGUUCUUCUGUAUCAUGUGGGGGAAUGGAAAUGAGUCUCUUCAGCUUGGCUCACCUCUUUCCUUUUCCUUUUCUUUUCUCUUCUCCUAUUCUUCUAAAUCUUCAACAGCAUCAAUUCAUGCAUGUAAAUAAACUCCCACAUUUCCAAAGCUGCA
Dicentrarchus labrax (European seabass) is the source of this 3597-nucleotide messenger RNA. RefSeq names its product procollagen, type IX, alpha 2 (gene col9a2). The coding region runs from base 224 to 2299 and encodes 691 amino acids. The transcript has 32 exons. NCBI's taxonomy places the organism in Eukaryota, Metazoa, Chordata, Actinopteri, Moronidae. The record is from RefSeq and is a predicted model, not a curated record.